This is a messenger RNA of Jaminaea rosea, 888 nucleotides long. Its product is annotated as 60S ribosomal protein L17/L23. Gene Ontology annotation, cellular component: ribosome; cytosolic large ribosomal subunit. Gene Ontology annotation, molecular function: structural constituent of ribosome. The coding region runs from base 10 to 576 and encodes 188 amino acids. Lineage: Eukaryota; Fungi; Basidiomycota; Exobasidiomycetes; Microstromatales. The record is from RefSeq and is a predicted model, not a curated record. The transcript is spliced from 3 exons. Gene Ontology annotation, biological process: cytoplasmic translation.
UCAUCAGAAAUGGCCGUCAAGUACGCAAUCAGGUCGACCGGUGACGCUCCCGAGAAGUCGUCGAAGAGCAGGGGAACCUACCUCCGCACGCACUUCAAGAAUGCGAGGGAGGUCAUCGCCGUCAUCAACGGCAUGAAGCUCGCCAAGGCUUACACGUACCUCAACGACGUUACUGAGAAGAAGGCCUGCAUCCCCUUCCGCCGCUUCAACGGCGGUGUCGGCCGUACCCCUCAGGCCUCCGUCUUCAAGACGACCCAAGGUCGCUGGCCCGUCAAGUCGGUCAAGUUCGUCCUUGACCUGCUCAAGAACGCUGAGGCCAACGCCGAGGCCAAGGGCCUCACCGGUGAGGAGCUCGUCAUCCGCAACAUCUGCAUCAACCAGGCUCCCAAGACCCGCAGGCGCACAUACCGCGCCCACGGUCGCAUCAACCCGUACCAGGGUCACCCUUGCCACAUUGAGAUCCACCUCGCUGAGCCCAGCGCGGAGGUUCCCAAGGCCGACACCUCUUCCCUCGUUCGCGUCGCCAACAAGCGUCAGCUUGCUCAGCGCCGCAUCGCUGCCGCUCGUUCUGCGUAAGCGCGGCGCUUUUGUGGGCAGCGAAAGGACUGGUCUGUAGGAUGAAGGGCAGGCUAGUCGAUGGUGUCAGCGGGGAUGGGCUGGUUUCCGGGACGCCGAACAGCGUUUCACACCAUGAGCAUGCGCUCUCGUCGUCAGCCUUUGUUGGCGCCGACACUUGCCCAUCCGUUCUCUCUUCUCUCUCUUUACUCAUGUACAAUCUCACCCUCAGUACCGCAAAAGAGAGCCAUCUCGUCGAGGACCGAGUGAGAGCGCUUCAGCCUGAGCAACCCUUGUCUGAGCAUCGUAGGCAUCACCACGCGAGCAGUCGCG